Messenger RNA from Nothobranchius furzeri (turquoise killifish), 4490 nucleotides. RefSeq names its product serine/threonine-protein kinase Nek5. Gene Ontology annotation, biological process: protein phosphorylation. NCBI's taxonomy places the organism in Eukaryota, Metazoa, Chordata, Actinopteri, Cyprinodontiformes, Nothobranchiidae. Gene Ontology annotation, molecular function: protein kinase activity; ATP binding. The record is from RefSeq and is a predicted model, not a curated record.
GCUCCCCCCUCUAAAUAUUUACACGUGUCUUUGUCUGCAGGUUUCACCAAAGUUAAAAGAUCACACCUCUGCUGUUGUGCUCAUGAUUUCAGUAAGCAUGUGGCUCUGCAAGCUAUGAAACGUGUUCAUGCAGGCCAGAAGGUUGUCAUGUCAUCAUCAUUAGUUGGUGGAGAUGUUUGAUGCGUCUUCUCAAGAAAACAAAAGAAAGCCCUUGGUGAGAGUGCUAAUAAAGUUUAAAUAAAAAUUAUAAAAAUAGCAAACUGAAACCUACACAAUCUUAACCCUUUAUAGGGCACUCAUUGAAGUAUUUAAUUUAAUUUUUUAUUUCAACCCCAGGGUGUUGUAGUCCAUAACCAAAGUGUAUUUCUGAGAGAUUUCACCUAAAAUAUUCAUAAUUCAUUUUCCUUAUUCAGGGUGUAUGUUCAACUAUGGCUAAUUUGAUUUUCAUGCUAAGAUUUCACCAACUUCAUUGAGUUUAACAUUAACAACACAUGUGUCCUUAUUUAGCACAACUAGUCAACCUGGUGAUGUGAGAGUUGCCCUCUUCCUGUAGAAUGAGCCCUGGCAUUUUUACUAUGAUUGCCUGUUUUUCUGUAAAAUCACAGAAAAAGAGAGUUGCUUGGGUCGAGCAGGCUGCUUCAUGCGCGUUCACGCUCAGGCAUAGCCCUCCAAACCGUUCUCAAGUGGUACAGAUACAAGUGACAUCACUGGCGCAUUAGCUUGCCUGGUAAGAUGUCCGACUUUCGUGCAGAAGACCUGGAUUUGAUUCUGGAUGUGAACAUAGUUUAUUUGAAGUUUCCUUUUUACAUUAAUGGUAUUUUUUUAAUAGAAAGACGCCCAAAUUUUUAUUUGAGACUCGCCGAACGGCAUUGAAUUCACAGAUAAAAAAGAUGUGGGUUCAACUUUCAUUUUGGAACAAUUUUUCAAGCAAGGGAAGGGAAUGAUCUGAGCAUGCAGGAGGACUGACCCAUCAUAAACCUUUGUCGGCUGUGCUGAAGAGAAAGGUACAGAACCCAAUUAUUUAAUCAAUUAGCUGUGCAUUCUCCUGUCCUCUGUCCUCCGGGAUCCACACACACACACACAGAGCUGACUGUCUCAGCUGUUAUUUUCGUUAAGGAGUGUGCACGUACAGCAUGCGCAUCUCGUGCACGAGCCUACUAUUGAGGCUGCCGUUACGCUUUUGGCCUGAGGGGGCAAUCGCGAGCAUAAAAAUUCUAAACUCUGUAAAGUCCCUUUAAAUAAGAGGUGUGAAAACUAGCUACAUGCAAAAUAAAGAAUGGUAAAAUUGUUUGCAAGAAAUAAGACAAUUUACAGAAUCAGGUUCUAUUUAGAUAUCUACAGAUGAGACUAUCACAGUAAAUAAAUCCAAUCAUUUAAUGCAAUUAGCCAAUAAUGAGGCUUGCCCAGAGGUAGAUGGAAUAAAACACACGGAAAGUUUGACAUACAGGAUUAGGAAGCUGACUAGGAGAUGUUUUUUUACAAGGUCUUUAUUGAUUUUCUGAACAAUUUUCUGCAAUACAUAAACACUGAACGAACAGGGUAAGUCUCUGACGAGAGGAAUGAAAGGACAUAGAAACGGUUACAGUUUUGACUGCAGGCCAUGUUCUUGUUUUAUGUUGCUUUAGAUGUUUGUUUAAUGAAAAUAAAAUAAAUGCAAAAAUUAAAUAGCCAUAAAAACGAGGAGUUUUAAUUAGCAGCUAAGAUAUUUAUGUCAAACAAAUGUAAGGAUUUGAACAGCAGUGGUAAAAGCUGUGCAAGUCAAGUGAAAUGACCAAUGACUACAACUCCCAGCAUCCGGUGCGGCACGCCUUUGCUCUUGCCGUACUCAACCCUUUUCCCUUCAGACAACACGCACGUCCCUGACAUUCUAACUUUUCACUGCCACCGUUUUACUAUGAGACUGCUGCUUCUGUAAACCCUUUAAAACGACUCUGGAGUCUCUAGCUAAUGGAAGAACUGCAGUGGUAACCCAGGUGUUAUGAAUGACUAUGAGGUCAUUCGGCAGAUUGGAGAAGGUGCGUUUGGGAGAGCCUUACUGGUGAGAGACAAGAGAGCAGCUGGAGAUGGGCUGUGUGUGGUCAAACACAUCAGCUUCAGGAAGAUGUCAACGAGAGAAAAAGAAGCCUCCAAGAAGGAGGUGACGCUGCUGUCGAAGAUGAAACACCCCAACAUUGUUUCUUUCAUUGCAUCGUUUCAAGAGAGAGGCAACCUGUAUAUAGUGAUGGAGUUCUGUGAUGGAGGAGAUCUGAUGAAGAAGAUCAACAUGCAGAGGGGGCUUCUGUUCUCAGAGGAUCAGGUGGUGGACUGGUUUGUUCAGAUCUGCCUGGGUCUCAAACACAUCCAUGACAGAAAGAUUCUACAUAGAGACAUUAAAGCUCAGAACAUCUUCCUAACCAGCGGAGGGAGGAAAGCAAAGUUGGGAGAUUUUGGAAUUGCAAGAAUGCUGAACAACACCAUGGAGAUGGCGAGGACUUGUGUUGGGACACCGUACUACCUCUCACCUGAGAUCUGUGAGAAUCGACCUUACAACAACAAGACGGAUAUCUGGGGUCUGGGUUGUGUUCUGUAUGAGCUCUGCUGCCUGAGGCACCCAUUUGAGGGAAGCAGCCUACGGCAGCUGGUCAGUAAAAUCUGUAGGGGGCACUUCCCACCAGUGUCUGUCCAGUACUCCCACAGCCUCCGCCAACUGGUCACCCAACUCUUCAAGACCAACCCUCGGGACCGGCCCUCAGUCAGCUCCGUCCUCCGGCGUCCUUUCCUGGAGAAACACAUCAGCAAACACGUAAGCACUCAGGUGAUGCAGGAGGAGUACAACGACCUAGUUUCGCCUCAGAAAAGAGCAGCUGCUGCUGCACCAAAGGAAGCUAAAACAGGACGAAAAGCAGCAGAGAAGACCCAGAAAGCCAGAGGAGCAGGGAGGCCUGGAGGAGCUGACGGGAGCCCGUCUGCUAAACCAGCCUGGAGGGUACCAUUCAGAGCCAACUCCCCAGUCCUCCUCAGACCUCCUCCUCAGAGAGUUGGCCGGUCAGCUGCAGACAGAAGGCUCGCGGGGAAUCAAAACUAUGGGGUCAUGGAGCAGGAGCCUGUCAAUCAUUAUCAGCACUACCACGCUCAGCUGGAUGCCUGUCAGAGGAGGACGGACCCUCCUCCUCCUGUUCCACCUCCUGCUGCUCCCCAGGAGAGAGUAAAGGAUGUGAUGCUGGGAUGUGAGGACCAGCUGGGUCCUCCUAUAGAACCAUACCAGCUUGUGGCUGCAGCUCGUAAUGAAUACCUGCAGAGGAGACAGGAGGCUAACCAGUACAAGCUGAGAGCAGAGAAACAGCUGGGUUUGCGUCCAUGCACAGCUGAGUCCAACAGGAAGCCUGGUGGUCCAGAUGAGGAGGUGGGACCACCCGAAAACCAGCAUCCCCUCCAGGACAGAAGACAUGAGGGACAGCAGGAGUAUCUACGUCAGCUGGAUGUCAUCAGACAGCAGUACCACCUGGAGAUGAGACAGAUGAGACCGAGAGCUGAAACAGAGACUCAUCCAAAACAGAAACAUGAGACGUUUGUUGUGGAGGAACCCAGAGAGCUGGAACCUUCUGCAGAGCCACAGAAAGCAGCUCCUGCAGAGGACAUGGAAGCGGCUCUGAUGCAGAUCAGAGAUCAGAGGAAGGAACUGCAGAAAAAACUCAAAGAUAAGAAGGGAAUCACAUUUGAGAUUCCUCUAAAUGAUGCUGCAGAGGGGAGUAAAAAGGAGGAUGUAGACCUUCUGAAUCAGACUCUCAGCUUUAAGGAGGGAGAAGAGUUGAAGCUGAGGGAUUGGUCAAAGGAGAGGAAGGUGUGGAGCCAGAGGACACCCCAGACUCUGCUGGACGCUCUGGACAACAUGGACUCCGUUUACAGCACAGUGGCUGAGGCUGAAGGAGAGGAUGACUCAGCAGAUCGCCGCCAGUGGGCCAGCGGCCCCCCCAACACCAUACUGAACCUUCUGGCUCAGGCUGAGCUCACGUCAUCAACGCUGGACUCAGAUUUAGACCCAGAGGAGGACAAAACCAAUAAAGAAGAGGACGUGGAUGAAGAACGUCUGGAGCCCAGAUCUGAUGACGAUGACACGAACUUUGAGGAAUCUGAGGAUGAACUUAGGGAAGCAGUGGCAGACUCGAUGAGGAACCUUUACGUCAUGGAGGACUCUGGCUCAGAGGAAAACCUGCAGGAGACAACCGAGGAGGCAGAGGGGGGUUGUGGAGGUGCAGCAAGUCAACCAAGUCAAGACGUCUCAUCGGGAUCUGAGGCGGUUGUUCCCUCCAACCCCGAGGGUCCAGGCGAGCCUAGGCUGACAUCUGAGUGAUCAUUUAUUCUGAAUUAUGAUGUCAUCAAACACAUUCAUGUUGCUGAAUCAACUGCUUCAAAACGUAUGGCGUUAAUUUAGUCGGCUGUUGCUCUAAGUAUUUCAGACCUCCAUCAGAUGUUGUUGCUGUUCAUUAAAUGUAAAAUCUGGUCUGUUUGAA